AUGAUGGGAAUUGUAGUUUUCUGCACGCAAGGACUGGCAGGGGCAGACGCCUGGGUGCAGCCUGUUCUCCCGCCUUCAUUUCCCAUCGUGCUGAGGCGGGUGGCAUGGCGGAGAAGGAUGACACCGGAUUUUGACGAAGAGGUGGUUUUUGAGAAUUCUCCACUUUACCAGUACUUACAGGAUCUGGGACACACAGACUUUGAAGUAUGUUCUUCUCUGUCACCAAAAGCAGAAAAAAGCACAGUGACAGAGGGACAGCAAAAGCCUCCUGCAAGAGCCCUGCCAAAACAAGGCAUCCCGUUAAAAGUGGCUGAAACCAUCAAGAGUUGGAUUUUGGCUCAGUCCGAUAAAAAUGAUGACUUACUUCACAAGUUGGAUAUUGGAUUCCGACUCGAUUCACUUCAUACUAUCCUGCAACAGGAAGUCCUGUUACAAGAGGAUGUGGAGCUGAUUGAGCUGCUUGAUCCCAGUAUCCUGUCUGCAGGGCAACCUCAACAACAGGAAAAUGGACACCUUCCAACACUUUGCUCCCUGGCAACCCCUAAUAUUUGGGAUGUCUCAGUGGUAUUUGCCUUCAUUAGUUUGCUUGUUAUGCUUCCCACUUGGUGGAUUUUAUCUUCCUGGCUGGUAUGGGGAGUGAUUCUGUUUGUUUAUCUAAUCAUAAGAGCUUUGCGAUUAUGGAGGACAGCAAAACUACAAGUAACUCUAAAAAAAUACAAUGUCUAUUUGGAAGAUAUAGCAACAGAUAGCCGAGGUUUUACUAACCUUGUGAGAAAAGCUUUACGUCUCAUUCAAGAAACUGAAGUCAUUUCCAGAGGAUUUACACUUUUGCUUGACAGGGUCAGUGCUGCUUGCCCAUUUAAUAAAGCUGGACAGCAUCCCAGUCAGCAUCUCAUCGGUCUUCGGAAAGCUGUCUACAGAACUGUCAGAGCCAACUUUCAAGCAGCAAGGCUAGCUACUCUAUAUAUGCUGAAAAACUACCCCCUGAACUCCGAGAGUGACAAUAUAACCAACUACAUCUGUGUGGUGCCUUUUAAGGAGCUGGGCCUUGGACUUAGUGAAGAGCAGAUUUCAGAAGAGGAAGCACAUAACCUUACAGAUGGCUUCAGCCUGCCUGCGUUGAAGGUUCUGUUUCAGCUCUGGGUGGCACAGAGUUCAGAGUUCUUUAGGCGGCUAGCCCUGUUACUUUCUACAACAAAUUCACCUCCUGGGCCCUUACUUACUCCAGCACUUUUGCCUCAUCGUAUCUUAUCUGAUGUGACUCAAGGUCUACCUCAUGCUCAUUCUGCCUGUUUGGAAGAGCUUAAGCGCAGCUAUGAGUUCUACCGGUACUUUGAAACUCAGCACCAGUCGGUACCCCAGCGUUUAUCCAGAACUCAGCAGAAGUCAAGAGAACUGAGUAAUGUUCACACGGCAGUACGCAGCUUGCAGCUGCAUCUGAAAGCAUUGCUGAAUGAGGUAAUAAUUCUUGAGGAUGAACUUGAAAAGCUUGUCUGUACUAAAGAAACACAAGAACUAGUGUCAGAAGCUUAUCAAAUCCUAGAACAGAAAUUAAAGUUAAUUCAGCCCCAUGUUCAAGCAAGCAACAAUUGCUGGGAAGAGGCCAUUUCUCAAGUGGACAAAUUGCUACGAAGAAAUACAGAUAAAAAAGGGAACCCUGAAAUGGCGUGUGAGCGCCCACGCUGUACUGUGGCACCUGUGCUGCAGCCGCCUCUACACAUUGCAGACAAAGAUCCAAUCCCUGAGGAGCAGGAGUUAGAAGCUUAUGUAGAUGAUAUUGAUAUGGAAACUGAUUUCAGAAAGGAUGAUUUUUAUUACUUGUCUCAAGAAGACAGAGAGAGACAGAAGCGUGAACAUGAAGAAUCCAAGAGGGUGCUCCAAGAACUGAAAUCUGUGCUGGGAUUUAAAGCAUCAGAGGCAGAAAGGCAGAAGUGGAAGCAACUUCUGUUUAGUGAUCAUGCUGUGUUGAAAUCCUUGUCUCCUGUAGACCCAGUGGAACCCAUAAGUAAUUCAGAACCAUCACUGGAUUCAGAUAUGGGGAAAGUUGGUAAAAAUGAUACUGAAGAGGAAAAUAAUAAAACCUCUACAGCUGACAAUGAAAUAAAUAGUAGGACUGAGUAUUUAUGUGAAUACCCUCUAGAUGGUAAAAGUAAAGACAAUUCUGCAAAUGAAGUCUUCUUCCAAGGAGCUGAAGAAAGAGCACAUUACCAAUGUAAGAGUGAAGAUGAGUCUCCGCAGGCAGAUGUAGAUGGCCUGGCCCCUGCCCACCCAACCCCCAGGGUCUCAUCACAGCCCUCCAUCAAGCAGAGGCUGGCCCAGCUACAGCUGUCCCCUGAUUUCACUUUCACUGCUGGCCUCGCUGCAGAAGUGGCUGCUAGAUCUCUCUCCUUUACCACCAUGCAGGAACAGACUUUUGGUGAUGAGGAGGAAGAACAGAUAAUACAAGAAAAUGAAAAUGAGGUAGAAGAAAAGUAAGAACCAAGAUUUACGUGAAAGAUUUUAUUCUUUGUUUGUGAAAGUGUUUUAACUUCAAGACUAGAAAUUCCACUGGAAAGGGAAAAUGAGUGUAAGUUUACUGUAUUUAAAGCUAAGAUGUGAAUUUAUAGGAAGAACCUUGGUUUGAACAACUGAUCUGGAAAUACUAGUUACCUGUAAAUGGCAGACCUUUUAGGAGAAUAAGAGAAAGGUAAGGGUUCUCUUGAAUAAAUUGCUGUUUUAUUUGCAGCAUGACUGAUUGAUCAUGGAAACUCUUUAAGUAUCUUUAAUAACAAAUGAAUUUAUCAUUUCUUGCCAGAAUUUACUACCAUAAAAUGACUGGGAUAAUUCUGUUGCAAGAAUAUUAACAUUUAGUAAGGCUCCUUUUUACUGUAUUCUCGCAGUUAAUAACUGCAGCUGUUAUGUCAAUAACAAGUUGUUUGUAUUUAAUUUUUGUUUAUA
Budorcas taxicolor (takin) is the source of this 2937-nucleotide messenger RNA. It is a transcript of the gene VEZT, whose product is annotated as vezatin, adherens junctions transmembrane protein. The coding region runs from base 1 to 2475 and encodes 824 amino acids. The transcript is spliced from 12 exons. Gene Ontology annotation, biological process: cell-cell adhesion. The record is from RefSeq and is a predicted model, not a curated record. Gene Ontology annotation, molecular function: myosin binding. Lineage: Eukaryota; Metazoa; Chordata; Mammalia; Artiodactyla; Bovidae. Gene Ontology annotation, cellular component: plasma membrane.